AUGUUUAAAAAAAAAACAAUUGGUUAUUCAAUUCAACAAAUCAAAUCCUAUGAAUAUAAUCAAUAUUCAAUUGAAAUUUUAUUGGAUUCAGGAAAUUAUUAUUCUCAAAAUCCAAUAAAUUUAUAUGGUUUGAAUAUUUCUAUUAGUGCCCAAAAUUCAAAUGAUUUGGUACAAUUUUUAGUUCCAAAUAUAAAUGGUACAGUAUCACCAAUAUUCAUUGUCGAAUAUCCAUAUAAAGCAACUAGUAUUGUUCCUACAAACAUUAUGAUUAGAUAUGUAACAAUCUCUGGAUGUAACUCUUUAAAUGUUUCAGAGUCUGGUUGUUUUUUCCAAGGUUAUAUAGGUGUAAAUGCAUUUUUAAAUGUUGAUAUUGAAAAUGUAAAUUUUUUAUGUGAAUCUCUUUAUUCUCCAUAUUUUUCACUCUCAGGUAAUUCAAGAAUUAGUAGUGAAUCAAAUGAUUUAAAAAAUCAUGGAAUUAAAAAACCAUUAUCAAUGGAUUCCUCUAAAUUGUUAAAAAAUGAUGAAUCAAGUCAAGAUUUAGAAAUGAAAAUGGUAACACAAUACUUUUUUGGUGAACAAUAUCCAAAUGAUAAUAUCAAUAUUUCAUUCAUCUUAAACAAUUGCAAUUUUGGUUCAAAUAACAUCACCAAUGUCAAUAAUAAUGUCCCAUUUGUACUUAAUUAUGAUUUUGGUCCUAUAAUUGACUUAACAAUCUCAAAUACAAUUUUCAACUCUUUUUUAAUUUAUCGUGGAAGUUCAAUUGCCUCAAUUACUGCAGGUAGUUUUACAAUGAAUAAUGUAUCAAUUAUUAAUACAAAAUAUUAUGGAAGUAUAUAUUCCUUUUUUCUUAGAUUUUCCAAUUGUCGUGUUUCAUUAAACCAAGUUAGUAUUUCUGGAGAAUUUGAUGGUUCAAGAUCACUAAUUUAUUCUGUUAAUUCUCUUUUGAAUGCAAAUCAAUUCAAUGUUGAGCUUAACUAUAGUAGUGGUGUGAUAAUGGAUGUUAUAACCUUAAUUAGUACCUUUGCAUACUUUGAAAAUAGUACUAUUGAUUUAUAUGUUUCUAGUGAUUUUAACACCAAAGAAGGUAACCUCCAUGGUAAUGUUGGACUCUUCAGCCCUCAGAUGUCUAAUAUUUAUUUAUUUUCAAAUCGUAUUUUUUCAAAUGGUACAUCGAUUAUAAAUUCUCUCUUAUCAGACGUAAUUGCCAACAAUAAUCAAUUUGUAUUUGCACCAUCAAGUACCAAUGAUUUCCAACUAAUUGUUUGUGAUGAAGCAAAUACAAAUUUCUAUGGUGAUUCGUCAUUCACUGAUUUGGCCGAAUCAUGUCAAACUCCAAGUGAUACUGCCAAACAAUGGAACGAACUUAGGGAAAAUCUUUUAUCUUACUUUUGUGGGGUACUUUCUAUGUUUUUAAUCUUUCUAACUGCUUUCAUAAUUUCUUGGAUUUUUAAUUGUAGAAAAAUGAAAAAACUUAAUAGAAUUAAUAAAUCUUUAAAACUAUUACCAUAA
Molecule: messenger RNA, 1509 nt
Organism: Dictyostelium discoideum AX4
Lineage: Eukaryota; Evosea; Eumycetozoa; Dictyosteliales; Dictyosteliaceae
Exons: 2
Coding region: 1-1509 (502 amino acids)
Source: RefSeq, a predicted model, not a curated record